AUGUCGAAACAACAGGGUCUCCUCCUCCCUUUCUUAUACCCCUGUUUGAGUGACCGGUCCCACCAAUCGAGUAGGUCGCUCCAAAGGGUAGUCGAUCGUCUCUCCAGCCAGCGCCGGAGCUUGAGUCAAUCAACACGUGCACUACGACCUGCUACAUCUACGUUACCGUCCGUCCAUAAAGCCUCUCCCCAGAUACUCCAUCACCUCUCUCCUAAACCGGACGACUACUCCCGCUCGAUCUUUGUUGACAAAUGCAGCAUAACCGUCCACGCUGGGUCCGGCGGCAACGGCUGUGCUUCCUUCCUUCGCGAUACACACACUCCCGAUGGCCCUCCUAAUGGCGGUGAUGGUGGUUCUGGUGGCAAUGUGUGGAUUCAGGCCGUGAAAGGUCAAACCAGCCUGCACAAGCUCGCCAGACGUGGAACUGUCAAAGCAGGCCGCGGUAUCGGUGGACAGGGCGGCAAUAAAGGCGGAUCGCGUGGAGCAGAUGUUCUGAUCCAAGUUCCUCCGGGGACUGUGGUGAGGGAGGUAGGGAGAAGUGAUCCAGCUGCGGAGGAGGAAGAGAAGGAAAGAUUAAGACUUGGCGCUGGGGAGACGCUGGAGUUCGAGACACUUCAGGACACGGCGGGUAGGAGAGCGGCGGAGAAGAGAGAGAGAUGGGUCUACUACCCUGGCGCGAAGGCUCAAGGAGAUACGCGGGUUACCAUGCCGCCACCUCCAAAGCUAAGAAGAUCGAAUCUCGCCAUGAUGGCUCCACAAGCACCGGUCGAACUUGAUCUUUCUGAGCACAUGGAGAAGCCUAUGUUGCUAGUAGCUGGCGGAAUGGGUGGACUGGGAAAUCCCCACUUCGCAACAAGAGAUACACCCAAACCAAAGUUUGCAAGCAAGGGCGAGCUGGGAGCGAGAUUGACUUUGGAGCUGGAAUUGAAGCUCUUAGCUGACGUCGGUCUUGUGGGAUUACCAAAUGCAGGAAAGAGCACGUUGCUGAGAUCAAUUAGCAACAGUCGGACAAGGGUCGGUGACUGGGCUUUCACUACGUUGUCACCUAGCAUCGGAACGGUUAUUCUCGAUAACAAUCAAGGGAGACCCAUCGUUCGAUCAGGGAAUGAGGACGGUCAAGGUCCAAGAACAAGCUUUACAAUUGCAGAUAUUCCCGGGCUGGUCGAAGACGCACAUCUCGACAAGGGGCUGGGACUUGGCUUUCUCCGACAUAUCGAGCGAGCAAGAAUCCUAGCUUUUGUCGUUGAUCUUAGCGUUGCAGAUGCUGUCCUUGCUCUACAAAACCUCUGGAAAGAGGUUGGAGAAUAUGAAAAUCUGAGGAACAGAGAGUUGAACGAAGAUACCGAGCACAGAAUGGUUGAGUGGAAGUCUUUCGAUUCUGCGACAACUGUGCCGGGCGAACACGACGAAGGAGGGGUGGGAAUGAUCAUACACCCGGAACCUGCUCGGGUGCUGGAACCCCUCAAGCUUCCUCCCAUCUCGUCGAAGCCGUGGUUCGUGGUUGCUACAAAAGCAGACAAGGAGGAUACCAAGGAGAAUUUCGCCAAUCUUCAGGCAUAUAUUAGGGGUGUGGAGUCCGGAGAGAUCAAUCAUCCUAGUGGAAGAAAGAAUGGAUGGCGAAGCCGGGUUGCUGCUAUGCCUGUUAGCGCUAUACGGGGUGAGGGUGUGAACAGGAUCCCAGCCUGGGUAGCGGCAUUGUUGGACUCUUCGUAA
Molecule: messenger RNA, 1713 nt
Organism: Endocarpon pusillum Z07020
Lineage: Eukaryota; Fungi; Ascomycota; Eurotiomycetes; Verrucariales; Verrucariaceae
Exons: 1
Coding region: 1-1713 (570 amino acids)
Cellular component (GO): mitochondrion
Molecular function (GO): GTPase activity; GTP binding
Source: RefSeq, a predicted model, not a curated record